Molecule: messenger RNA, 372 nt
Organism: Strongylus vulgaris
Lineage: Eukaryota; Metazoa; Nematoda; Chromadorea; Rhabditida; Strongylidae
Source: the annotation of a GenBank genome assembly
AUGAAUCCCAGAAUCGAUGAACAGCCAAUUGGAUUGGAUGGCAAUAGUCGAAUUUUGAUGGCAAACAGGAGGUACUGCAAAAUUAUUGCCAAUCUGACGGAUCCGGAUGACGAAGAACAGUGGAUUGGUCGGCACACCCGUCAUGGAGAUCGUCGCGCUCUUCCGCCGCUUCGUGAGCCUUUAAUAAUGGCGCGAAGUCAGGCUUUGGCUCUUGCUGGUGGGUUCAUUUGUUGCCGAAUGCCAUCGGAGGCUUAUGAGGGAACCUAUCGCCCUGUUCCUGAAGGAAAAUCGUUGAAACUUCCCUUCAGCAGAGAAGACGAUACUCGACCAGCAGAUCGUUUGGUCGGGCAAGCUCUAGGACUUGGCCGGUGA